This is a messenger RNA of Aspergillus piperis CBS 112811, 354 nucleotides long. RefSeq lists its product as uncharacterized. Lineage: Eukaryota; Fungi; Ascomycota; Eurotiomycetes; Eurotiales; Aspergillaceae. The coding region runs from base 1 to 354 and encodes 117 amino acids. The transcript is spliced from 5 exons. The record is from RefSeq and is a predicted model, not a curated record.
AUGUUCCCUACUCGUGUUCUGCGCAUGCAGGCCUCCCGGCCUUUCGCUUUUCCUGCUCCUAAGGAAAACCACAGCGGUAUGGGGUUCCCUCCCCGCCCACACUAUCUCUCAGCGUCUGCGCACUCUGAAGAGAGUCCCCCCGGAGUUGAUCCCUCUCGGUCUGGUCCUUGGUCUAAUCCCGACCGCCUCCCACCUCCCUUCCUCUCCCACUCCGCAGUCUUCAUCUGCCCUCCACUGACGCAGUUCCAUCGCAGUGUCGCCGUCGGUGCUGCCAUCUACUCCAGCACCCGCAAGCUCAUGACCGACAAGACCCUCCGUCUGUACCGCAACAGCCCCGAGGACCGCGAGCACUAA